This is a messenger RNA of Anoplopoma fimbria (sablefish), 1310 nucleotides long. It is a transcript of the gene anxa4, whose product is annotated as annexin A4. The coding region runs from base 155 to 1240 and encodes 361 amino acids. The record is from RefSeq and is a predicted model, not a curated record. The transcript has 13 exons. NCBI's taxonomy places the organism in Eukaryota, Metazoa, Chordata, Actinopteri, Perciformes, Anoplopomatidae. Gene Ontology annotation, cellular component: cytoplasm. Gene Ontology annotation, biological process: negative regulation of coagulation. Gene Ontology annotation, molecular function: calcium ion binding; calcium-dependent phospholipid binding.
GGGACGUGAAGGCAGCUGGGAGUUAUAAGCUCUUGGUCUGCUGGUACUUUGACGCUUUAACCUUUUUGACGGGCUUCACGCGGAGAAUUCGUCUUUGGCACGGGUAAGAACGGCUUUCUGCAACUCCAGUUUGGAAAUCCUCAUUCCUUCUACAAUGGCAGCGAUUGGAAACCGUGGAACAGUGACUGAGGCGGCUGGUUUUAACGCCGAUGCAGAUGUGCAGAGUCUUAGAGAAGCCAUGAAGGGAACUGGCACUAAUGAGGAAACCAUCAUCAAGAUCUUUGCACACCGUACUGUUGCCCAGAGGCAGCGCAUCAAAGAGGCCUACAAACAGGCAGUGGGGAAGGACCUGGCUGACGAUCUGUCCUCGGAGCUGAGUGGGAACUUCAGGAGUGUCGUUCUCGGUCUGCUGAUGCUGGCUCCGGUGUAUGACGCCUACGAGCUGAGAAGUGCAAUGAAGGGGGCUGGAACUGAAGAGGCCGCUCUCACCGAUAUUCUGGCUUCAAGGACAAAUUCUGAAAUAAUAGCCAUCAAUGCGCUCUUUAAGAAAGAACAUGGAAAAAGCUUGGAGGACGAGGUGUGUGGAGACACAUCAGGAAUGUUCCAGAGGGUUUUGGUCUCUUUGCUGACGGCUGGACGGGACGAAAGCGACAAAGUGGACGAGGCCCAGGCCGUUCUAGAUGCCAAGGACAUCUAUGAGGCUGGUGAGGCGCGAUGGGGCACGGACGAGGUUAAAUUCCUCACGGUGCUUUGUGUGAGGAACCAGAAGCAUCUGCUACGAGUGUUUGAGGAGUAUCAGAAGAUUUCUGGGAGAGACAUCGAGGACAGCAUUAAGAGGGAGAUGUCUGGAUGUCUGGAGGACGUCUUUCUGGCCAUAGUGAAAUGCAUAAGGAACAAGCCGGCGUUCUUUGCAGAGCGAUUAUACAAAUCAAUGAAGGGGCUGGGCACUACAGAUAGUGUCCUCAUCAGAAUAAUGGUUGCGAGGGUGGAGAUUGACAUGUUGGACAUUAAGGUGCAGUUCCUGAAGAUGUAUGGCAAGACUCUCUACUCCUUCAUCAAGGGAGACACAUCUGGUGACUACCGCAAAAUCCUGCUGGAGCUUUGUGGAGGAGAAAAAAAAAAAAAAAAAAAGAAACAUCAGAGCAACUUCCAGCUGUCUUUAUUCCACAUUAUGAGCUAUUAUUCUGUUGAAGACUUCCUUUUUUUACCCUCUUCUUCCACGGCCUUCACAUUUCACUGAUUGAAUGUGCCUUGUUUUACUGUUUGAUCUUUAACACCAAUUAAACCAAAGACUAGUGACCUUUUACACA